Molecule: messenger RNA, 1596 nt
Organism: Lethenteron reissneri (Far Eastern brook lamprey)
Lineage: Eukaryota; Metazoa; Chordata; Hyperoartia; Petromyzontiformes; Petromyzontidae
Product: UDP-glucuronosyltransferase 2A2-like
Molecular function (GO): glucuronosyltransferase activity
Source: RefSeq, a predicted model, not a curated record
AUGCUGUUGGUAUGUGCAUCCCUUUAUCUCAUCGCUGGUUUUCCACAAGUCACACAUGCUGGGAAUGUUCUCGUGUGGCCAGCCGAGGCGAGUCACUGGUUAAACAUCAGAGUCAUCAUGGACGAACUCAUUGAGCGUGGACACCAGGUCACCGUGAUUGUCCCCACUGGGGCGAUAUUCAUGAAAACCGAGGACUUGGGCCACGUGCAGCACGAGCUACUCAAAGUCAACUACACAAAGGAAGGGCAGGAGGUCAUUAUGAACGAGUUCUUUCAGUUUUGGAUUUUUGAGUUCUCCACUCACUCGUACUGGGAGAUCUACAAGCGGCAUUCUGCGAUAAUGGUGGAAUUUAAAAAAGUAAACACCAAGGACACGUGCAUGGCGUUGAAACGGGACAAGGGCCUGAUCUCUCGUCUGCGAGACGGCCAGUUCGACGUUCUCCUCUCUGACCCCAUCGCCUUCUGUGGUGAUGCACUGGCGUUAAUGCUGGGCAUUCCCUACGUCUACUCCCUGCGCUUCACUCCGAGCUACAUUAUCGAGCGCUACUGUGGGGCGAUGCCCGCGCCUCCAUCCUACGUGCCCAUGCCAGUGUCUAAUCUCCCGGACCAUAUGCACUUCUGGCAACGAGUGCAAAAUACUGUGAUGUAUUUUCUCAGUGACUUGAUCCAUAUAUUGAUGGAUGGAAACAAUUCAAACAGAAUAUACGCUGAAUUGCUUGGAGAAGGUACAACAAUCUGUGAGGUGAUGAGUGGUGCCGAGUUCUGGCUCAUCCGGAACAACUGGGACCUCGACUUUCCACGCCCAUUCCCUCCUAAUUUUGUCUUUGUCGGGGGGCUCCACUGCAAGCCCGCAAACCCCUUACCCGAGGACCUUGAAGAGUUUGCGCAGAGCUCGGGUGAGCACGGCCUCAUUGUGUUCUCGCUGGGCUCCAUGAUCAAAUACAUGCCUAUGGAGAGGGCUGAAUUGAUCGCCUCUGCACUGGCUCAGCUCCCACAGAAGGUGGUAUGGAGAUACGAGGGGGAGAAGCCAUCUUCCCUGGGCUCCAACACUAAACUGGUACCUUGGCUGCCACAGAACGACUUGCUGGGCCACCCGAAGACCCGCGCCUUCAUCACGCACGGCGGGACUAACGGGGUCUACGAGGCCAUCUACCAUGGCGUCCCCAUGCUCGGCUUCCCGCUUUUUGGCGACCAGAAGGACAACCUCCUGAGAGUACAGACGCGUGGGGUUGCUAUUAUACUGGACAUAACCAUGGUCACUGCCCCGGAGAUCCAAGACGCACUCGGCUUGCUCAUCAAUAACAGCAGCUACCAGCAGAGCAUGGAGCGCCUCUCGCGCCUCCACCACGACCAGCCCGAGCGACCGAUAGACCGUGCGGUUCACGCGCUGGAGUUCGUGAUGCGUCACGGCCACGCGCGCCACCUGCGCCCAGCGGCGCAUCGACUGGCCUGGUAUCAGCUGCACUGCUUGGACGUGUUGGCCUUCCUGAGCGCUGCUGCAGGGCUUGCCCUCGCGCUGCCCAUCCUCCUCUGCCGCCUGUGCUGCCACUGCAGGAGGGCGGCCAAAGUGGCAGCCAAGAAGGACAAGAAGGAGUGA